GUCGCAGACUAUGACUCUUGUCAAAUUAUAAUGCUUGUCACGUCGGCGAAUCCAUGCGGUGGUAUGGCCGGAUUAUUCGUUUUCCGGCGAAUUUUCCGGCAGAGAGCUCGACUGACCAGAAUAACCUCGCUCUCAAACUCAAAUGACCGGAAUACCCUUUUCACCGUUCCACCAGCACCGGUGGCGGCGAGAGCUUCGAAGACGUUCCGGUGCGGUGCUCGGAGAAGAGUGCGAGACGACGGAGGAGAAGGAGAUGGAGAUGAUGAAUCGUACGGGUACAACGAGGAGAUAGCGAUGCUGGAGUUGUACAGCCAGUCUUGUAGAGAAGAAGCGCUUAUUGUGACGGCCAUUGUUGACGACGAAGAAGUGGAAGUUCUCAUCUUCAAAGGGUUUUCGUCGUGUCUGAGCGGAGAGACGGCGGUGGAUCCGGCGAGAAGCGUGUUGCCGGAGAGAGCAGUGAUUAAACAGAUAGAUAGAGUGAAAGGUCCUUUUGAUCCUUCACAGAUUCAUUACAUUCGAAAGGGACUCUCUUUUGAUGCCUUCAAGGAGACUAUGAUCACGCAAACUUAAAAAGUAUUAUUUUUUUAGAUU
This is a messenger RNA of Eutrema salsugineum, 591 nucleotides long. RefSeq lists its product as uncharacterized. Lineage: Eukaryota; Viridiplantae; Streptophyta; Magnoliopsida; Brassicales; Brassicaceae. The record is from RefSeq and is a predicted model, not a curated record. Bases 31 to 570 code for a protein of 179 amino acids. The transcript has a single exon. Gene Ontology annotation, cellular component: chloroplast.